Pelagomonas calceolata is the source of this 1417-nucleotide messenger RNA. Lineage: Eukaryota; Pelagophyceae; Pelagomonadales; Pelagomonadaceae. The record is from the annotation of a GenBank genome assembly.
AAAGCAGCGGUCUCAAGCACCCCUGUAAAGCCCCAAGUCACAUUACCUGGAUACAGCACGCGCAGAAGGCACGCGGCGCGCACAACCACAGCAGCCCAAAAGCACCGCAAAAAAAAAGAAACAAUGAUGGACUCCCAGGCCCACGUCGGCCCCACCGAAAGUACAGAAGGCCAGGUGCUGACCAUCACGGUGAGCGACCCCAAAAAGGAGUCCGAGGGCAUGAACUCCUACGUGAGCUACAAGGUCAACACCGCGACGAACCGCGAGGAGUUCUCGUACGGCCAGUUCGGCGUCAUCCGGCGCUACUCGGACUUCGCGUGGCUGAGCGACCGCCUCGCGCGCGACGUGCCGGGCGCGAUCGUGCCGCCGCUGCCGGACAAGGCCGUCGUCGGGCGGUUUGGGGCGGACUUCGUGGAAAGCAGAAGACGCCAGCUCGAGCGCUUCCUCCAGCAGACCGCGGAGCAUGAAGAGUUAUCAAAGUCGCACUACUUCCAGACGUUUCUCCAGGCCGACGACGCGGGUUUGUUGAAUGCCAAGGCCGAGGCCAAGGUACAAGAAAAACUCAAUGAGCCGCGGCGGAAUAACACCCAGGUGCCCGGCGACGGCACGCUCGCGACGCGCGUCGGCGCCUGGCUCGAGGGCAGCGUCGCCUCGUUGAGCGCGUCGAUGCAGGCGUCGCAGACGGCCCACGUGCCCCAGACGUCCGAGGACGAAAUUCUGGAGAGCGAGCUCGCGCACGUCGCGAACCUCGAGGCCCAGACCCAGAACGUGUCCAAGCACGCGCAGACGCUCGCGAAGCGCAAUAGAGAUGUGGCGAACGGCCUCUUCGAGUUCGGCCUCGCGUUCACGCUGCUCGGCCAGACGGAGCACGCGCCCUUAAAUGAUGCGCUCACGAAGCUCGGGUCCUGCGCGGACCAGCUGUCUUUAUUAGCGACGGAGCACGUCGCGCGCGAGGACGCGGCCUUCCGCGACCCCGUCGACGACCAGAUCCGCCACCUCGCGUCCGUCAAGGCGGCCCUGGGCCAGCGCCAGAAGCACAAGCACGCCGUCGCCCUCGCCGAGGCGGACCUGUCCCAGCGCAAGCAGGCCGCGGCGAAGCUCGCGGGCCGGCCCGGCGCCGAGGGCCGCGCCGUCGCCGCCGAGGGCGCCAUCCAGCGCGCGCGCGAGGACGUCGACAAGGCCCGCCGGGCCCUCGAGGUCGUCACGGCGCGCGUGACGCGCGAGCUGCAGCGCUUCAAGGCGCUCCGGGCGGCGGAGCUGCGCCGCGCGAUCGCGAGCUACGUCGCGUUGCAAGCCGAGCACUCCGCGGCGCUCCGGGACCAGUGGGCCGAGCUGCUGCCCGACCUCGACGCGGGGGCGCCGCCCCUGCCGCCGCCGCCCGCGGAGGAGGCCGUCGGCGUCUGAUCUACUUCUAUGU